Parnassius apollo (apollo) is the source of this 585-nucleotide messenger RNA. The record is from the annotation of a GenBank genome assembly. Lineage: Eukaryota; Metazoa; Arthropoda; Insecta; Lepidoptera; Papilionidae.
AUGAGACAGUUUGACAUGAUCACCUUGAGUGUGUCAUUAAAGAUGUCACAUUCCGGGACUGUCUCCAUUAAGGAGUUUAAAGCACCAUGCAUGCGACACAACGGGGAUUGCGCGCACGACACAGUGCGGCAAUGGGAUGUGGCGAACAGCCGGUGUCGUCGAACACCAAUAAAAAUUGUUAUUGGGGGAGGAGCUAAUAAAUUGACCACAAACUGUAAGUGCUUUAUAAAAAAAAUGAGAAAAAUGGCCAUUAAGGAAAACAAGUCACAGAAAUCAUUUUUGCAAAGAUUGGAUGCUGCUAAGACUCCGAGCUGCAGCCAAUUGUUUAAUAAAAAUUUUAAUAAAAUGUCACAACAAGCCCAAGAUUUUCUACUCAUGCAAUUAAAUGUGGCAAACAGAAAGAAGAAGGCAAUGAGAUACACUACGAACGAAAAGCAUUUGGCAUUGACUCUAAUGAACGAAAGCCCAAAAGGUUAUAGGUUGUUACAAAAAAUAUUUAAUUUGCCCAAUAAAAGAACACUAAACCGUCUUGCUGAAAAGAAAAUAUUCAAUGUAGGGCUAAAUGAUAAUAUUUUUGAGUACUAA